AUGGACGACCUCUCGCGAUCUGAGUAUCCGGCUAUGCUGGCCAACUUGCAGCCGAGUCAAGCUGUGCACGCUCUCUCGGAGCGGGUCAAGCGCAUUGCGAGAGUCAACCAAGAAAUUGCAGAUUGGCUACAGGAGCGCCGGAGAGUCGAAGAACAAUAUGUCGCCGGCUUGCGCAAGCUGCUCGUCUUCAAAGUUCCGAGUGCAGCAUCCGAGUUAGGCGUCUUCCAAACGCCAUGGGACAGGAUUCUCCAGUCGGCCGACGCCAUGGCGGCUUCGCACCAGCUAUUCGCCCAGCGCGUCGAGAAGGAUGUCGAGCUCGCCCUUCGCGGGUUCCAGAACAAGAAGGAGAUGCAAAACAUGCAUACCAUAAGUGCCAACUUACAGACAAUGGCCAAGGAGCUCGACGAUGCUGCCGAGAAGUCUGACAAGCUGAGCAAGAAGGGCGGUAAAGCUAAUGCCCAAAAAGUGGACGCCGCGGCGUCGAGGCUCGAGUCGGCCAGCCAGCAAUGGGAGUCGCAGGCGCCGUUUAUCUUCGAGACCCUCCAAGCUCUCGAUGAACAGAGAAUCAACCACCUACGCGAUGUCCUGACCCAGUUCGGAACCCACGAAGUUGACCAGGCCACUCGCACCCAAACAUCGGCCGAGGAGGUGCUAAACACGAUGCUUGAAGUCAAUACGACUCAAGAGAUUCAGAACUUUGCACACCGAACAGUUGCCGGGAAACCAAAAAUCGAGAGGAAGCCCAUGACUCGCCAGUCGAGCGUUGUGGCUGGCCCGAAUCUGCCUGCGCCUAGCAUCUCGGGCCACGACGACGAUGUUAGUGAUCACUCGGGCCACAGGGAUGGGCAUUCAGAAUCGAGAAUACGGAGUCGGUUUGGGACCAUGCUGGGACGCCGGCGGCAAAGUAUACAUGGAGGUUUUGGUCCGCUGUCCCCUCCAAAAAGCCUGGGCUCCUUCACAAGGAACAUUGGAAGCAGCCAUGGCCAGUCGCUAUCCCCAAGAGCUUCCUCCCACAACCUGACCGACUCUCAAAACAGGCUCUCGUCUCUAGCGGAGAGGCCGACAACGGCGGAGCGAAGUGACAGCGUAGCUGAGAAAGAGCAUGCCAAGGGUCCGCACGAGGGGACUAAUGGGUUAAACGGUGGGAAGGCACCAAUUGACGCCUCUCCAGAGCAGCAGUCGUCCAGUCUUCUAAACGGAACCGCCGAGGACAUUUUUGACGCCCCUGCCACUCCUGUGGCACCUUCUCAGCAAAACAAAACGGAGCCCACCAAGGAUUCCGAGGGCUUCACAAUCCCGACCUCAACCCACGACCCUAUCUCUGAAGCUCAAAGGGAAGCUGCGGCUGCGGCCGAAGAGGCGGAUCAGUUCUUCAAAGUCAGCAUCCAGAAGGAGCCGAUAGCUGAAGAAGACCAGGACGCGAAGAAAGCCGCGCUUUCCAAUGUGGCAAACGCCCUCACGCACAUGGGGAUCCCGUCUCGGAAGACAGGGACGGUGAGGGGCAGAAGAGACGUUCGAAACACGAUGUACAUGCCAACUCUUCCCGUGCCCGAAAAUUCCUCCGAAAGCGCGUUCCCGCCUUCUCCAUCCCUGCCAGCUUCGUUUACGCCGAGACCAACCCACUCGGCCACAUUCGCUUCAGAAACCAGCCAUGCUUCUGACACACAGUCAAUCCGGUCUGGAACCUCCUUUGGAGGCGCGUCGUCGUAUGGCGGCGUUGCACGCUUAAAGCACCCGGAUCUGCAGGGCACAGGUUACGGACCUGGUUUGCAGUCUUCCAUCAUAGAAACCGUUUCUGCCUUGUUCCAAGACGGAGUUGUCAAGUCAGCCAAAAUCACCGGCGAAAUCGCACUUGCUUAUAACUCGGACUCGGAUUCCACCCACCAUGGUAUGUCUUAUUCAGACCACGAAACAAUUCGGCUAAAUAAUUUUGUUCGCCUCGAUUCCAUCGGCCCUAAUCGUGUAUUUAUUAGCAACACGUCGGCUUCUGCUGACGAGUUUACUGUCGAUGUGUCCCGUCUGUCUGGGCCUUCGCCCGCCUUCACCUAUCGCGUCCAUGCAGAAGACGAGACUACUCUCGCAUCUCAUUGUCCAAUUGCCAUUCAGACCACCUGGAAGCUCCAGGGAGAUAAACUUGGCCUACUCCUGCAAUACCGCCUGAAUCCAAACUCUUCACUUCCUCGGCCAACAACGCUGUCUAAUGUGGCGUUUGUAGCAACAUAUGAGGGGGCACGGGCCAGUGGUGCCCAGACCAAGCCGUCCGGGACUCACCUCAAGGAGAAGCAUCUUAUCUAUUGGCGUCUGGGCGAUAUUACCUUGUCCGACGACUGGUCCAAGAUCAUAUGUCGCAUUGUUGGUGAGCAGAACGCCGAGCCCCAGCCUGGGCACAUCGAAGUGCGCUGGGACUACACCCCGCCUACCAGGGCCGUUGAAGGAGGCGACCAAAUCGGCGGCGGCAUCUCCGUGUCGCGACUGGUGGAUGGCAAGGGCAAGGAGAAGUCAGGAGAUGAUCUGAGCGGUGCUGACGCCGACGAGGAGGAUCCCUUUGCAGACGACAAAGGUGGCCCCUUGUCUCCUGCCCUUGCCAAGGAUACCCGCACAUGGGUGGACGUGCCCUUGGCCAAGAGGCUGGUGAGUGGGAAGUAUGAGGCUAAAUAG
Messenger RNA from Lasiosphaeria miniovina, 2658 nucleotides. RefSeq names its product Muniscin C-terminal mu domain-containing protein. Lineage: Eukaryota; Fungi; Ascomycota; Sordariomycetes; Sordariales; Lasiosphaeriaceae. The coding region runs from base 1 to 2658 and encodes 885 amino acids. Gene Ontology annotation, cellular component: cytoplasm; plasma membrane; endocytic vesicle. The record is from RefSeq and is a predicted model, not a curated record. The transcript is spliced from 6 exons. Gene Ontology annotation, biological process: septin cytoskeleton organization.